Molecule: messenger RNA, 3918 nt
Organism: Sinocyclocheilus grahami
Lineage: Eukaryota; Metazoa; Chordata; Actinopteri; Cypriniformes; Cyprinidae
Product: protein phosphatase 1 regulatory subunit 15B-like
Exons: 2
Coding region: 792-2762 (656 amino acids)
Biological process (GO): response to endoplasmic reticulum stress
Cellular component (GO): endoplasmic reticulum; protein phosphatase type 1 complex
Molecular function (GO): protein phosphatase regulator activity
Source: RefSeq, a predicted model, not a curated record
GAAACCGCUUUUUUCCCUAAAUAGAAAGAGACAGAUUUAACUCGAUUUUGAUGAUACAGCCGUUUUUUCUCCUUCAACUUACAGUAUUUUCUUCCGAAAAACGCGGCAGCUGGGCUCGAUUGAGGUGACUAACGUUAGACUAACAGUUGAAGAACCGACGCUCGCUUCCCUUCAGACGUCAAAAUGGCUUUUGUUUCAAGCUUUCAUUUGGAGUAUACCAGCCUAUCUCACUCUUACACCACCUCAAAAUGCCUUUCCUUUCCUUCUGCUGUUUCUACAGUCCCUUCAAACAGAAAUAAGUGGUGUUGUUUUCCUCAAGACAGCACAAUUGGCGUUAACACUGCGGUCAAUAUGGACGCUGAAGCUAUUUGCGCGAGCCGGGUCGUACUCAACGCAGCCUAAACGACAUGGACAAUUUCAUUUCCCCCGGAGAAUAUUUAUCUGUACUCAUGGAUGGUAUUAAGGUCUGAAGGGAAUGAGAAACGGAGCGUUUUACGUUUUUUGUAGCUAACAUUUAGCCAUACAUUAAGCUUGGUAACGUUACUAGCUGCGUUAGCCAGCUAAGCCUUAUAAGGCCAUGUUUGGGUUGUAAUAAAAACUGUUCUGUAUAUUAGAGACAUUCAGAGACAUUUAAAUCUAACAUUCUAAACUCGAGCACUUUUAAGCAAAUUAAGUCUAAACAGUGUUUAACGUGCAGCCGCUUAUAAAGGAAGUAACUAGUUAACAGCUUAUUCUGUUUUUUGUUCAGUUUAUGUAAUUUAGUUCAACACAUUUCAUAUUUUUUCACAAGUAUGAGCACACAUGGACACUUUUCUCAAGGGGACACGCGGUCCCGCGCUGACAGCUCGUGGAUAAACGUGUUCUCUGUAGUUUCCAGGCCUGCGUGGUCUCUCCUGCAGAGGUAUUUCCCCGCAAGAACGCAAACAGCAUUUGAAAUGAAGUCAAAUCUAGAUAUUGGGAACUCUCUGACCCCUCUGAAUGUUGCAUAUCUCCAGUGCCAGCAUGAAAACCCGUCGGGCGCGUCCUCCAGAGCCCCGGGGACUCCUUCCUGGUUUACGCACGAAUCGUUGAGUGAACUAGGAAUUCAGAGCGCUUCCCAGAAAGAUUCCAGUCUUCAAAAGCAAGCGUCGGCUGGAUACCUCGGAACGGCGAGAAACUUAAUCAGCCAGGUGUUGCAGAACGCGCUGGAAAAAAGGCGCGCGGGCGGUGAGCGCGCCAAACCGGAAAGCGGAUGCGAUUUGUGCCCGGAUAUGCUGUCCGUGCGGAGCACUAACAGCUGGUGGUGGGGUGGAUUUUGGGAUGCCGACGACAGACCUCCAAACUGGCUGCUAAACGUAGCACAGAGCAGAAAAGAGACUGAUACGAGCUGGCAGCAUUGUGGAGAACAUCACAGUAUCGGCUAUUGUCAAAGCCGCUCGCGGGCGGCCGUUGCCGUGACGACCGAAUUGUGUGUCUGUAGCGAUGAUGUGCGAUCAAUGCACAACGAAAGCGCUGGACCCUUGUGCUCCAAAGAUCUGACCCACAAUGCAAGCCUGUCCAAACCAGAAUCCCUCCCAAACUCCUACAAGCUUCCUCUAGAUGUUGAGCAGCAACUGCUAGUUUGUAGUAGAGCCUACAAUGAGGUGGCAGUUCUGACUCCAGAUCAAGAUAAUGGCUACUCCAGUUUGGAGGAAGAACACUCAAAUAGUAAGCUUCACAUGAAUCUGCUUUCCAAGGAACAAGAGGUGUCAGAAACAGCCAGCCCUGUUGCCUCCGAGGAGGGCUCAUCUCAUACUAACACUACAGGGAGCGAGUUUCAUAGUGAACCUGUCAAUUGUGAGGAAGAAAUUAAGGAAAGAGAGGAAGAGGACUCUGAAAAGAAAGCAGAAACUGUUCCAGCUGCUGAAAAUGUGCCCUUUUUGGCCACUUCUCAAUGUCAAAACAAGGUCAUCGCCUACAUCAUGGGCAGCCCUUGCAGUGGCGAAUCCGAGUCAGAGGAUGAUGGCGAUUGGGACAGUAAUGACGAUGAUGGCUUUGACAGUGAAGGCUCAUCCCACUUCUCAGAUUCUGAGGACCUAGAUGACAGCGAUGAUGAAUCCGAAGAGGAUUCGGAUGGAGAGGAGGCCGACUCUGAGACUGAGAGGCUGUGGAAUUCUCUAUGCCAAAACGGGGAUCCUUAUAACCCGAGGAACUUCACAGCUCCCAUAAGGACUGCCGCCAAGCCAAGCCCUGUGACAACAGACUCUUUGGUCUCAGAGUCUCCGCCAGCGCAUAUGUCCUCCCUGCUUUCGCCUCCUCCAUCGUCGCCCUCACUCUCAGAGAAUGAGUCCAGUGAAGAUGCCUGUGAGAUGGAUGAGGAGGAGAAUCGGAGAUUGUGGAAUUCUUUUAGCUGCUCAGCAGAUCCCUACAGCCCCCUCAACUUCCAGGCUCCCAUACAGACUCGAAAAACCCCCAAAGGGUGCCGGAAGGAGAAAGCGCCUGGAACGCCACGCUACAAGAGAGAGGAGGCUGAGGAGAGGCUGGACAGUGGAUUCUCAGAGAUUUCCCCUGUGCCAUGCUCAAGCAGCGUCACGGCCAUUCAGCUGAAGAAGGUGACAUUUGUAGAGGAGGUCGAGGAGUUCUAUGCCAGCAGCGAUGAGGACCGUCAUGGACCCUGGGAGGAAAUCGCCAGGGACCGCUGUCGUUUUCAGCGCCGUGUUCAGGAAGUUGAAGAGACUAUCAGCUACUGCCUUUCUCCAACUUUCCGUCUGGACAUUUUUCAAAGACUACACCGUACUAGCUAAUUAAAAGCCUUGUUUGUUGUUUGACUGUAAGUGUAAACAGUGAAUAAGAAAUAAUAUAUAUCAAUAGUUUAAUUCAGGGCAUCAGGAGGCCCUUACAUUUUCAAAGGGCUCACACAAGUCACAAAUCCAAGGAACUCCAUGGUUCCUGCCAGGGAAGGUCACCUCACUUGAGUGCUGAAAUGUUUUGUGCUGAGUGUCGUGUGGAUUCUAGAAAUAUGCAUUUUGUUUUGUUUUUUCUUUGCCACAAGUCUCACUGUCCUUUCUAGUCCUUAAUACGAUAGUUUCAUUUUAAGGAGAAAAACAAAGAGGAACAUUAUGUCAUGUCUGUUUAAUCACAGGAUUCCCACUCAAACAACUAAAAGUUUCAAAAUAACUAUUUUGUUUUCGUCCAAGUUUUUCUUCAUGCCUAUUGCAAGGUCAGUUUAACUGAGAUUUAUUCAAUUUGGUUUAGCAAAAGUGCGUUACCUUGACCCCAUGAAGUGACACUAAAUUGAUGUUCAUCUUUCCCUUAGAAUUGUAUUAGUGCAAAAGUAUUCUGGAGGGGAAAUGAAGUGUUAGCUUUACAGUCCCUCACAGGUCUUCUUACAAACCCAUUGUGUUGUAACCUCGAAGCCAAAGAUAACAUACUUUUGCUCUGCAAAGGAUCAUUAAGCCAGGCCUUGGUAUUUGAUGCCACAGGGGCGUACCGGGUGAACGAUUCCCCAGAGUAAUCACAUUCAUUACCCACAUUAAACCUAGUGGUAUUUUGCUGGAGCUGAGCAAUGCUUUUGUCAGUGUCUGUUCCUGUGUUCGAGUGAAGAUAAAUGGGCGUGGGCCUUGGUGCAAUGUAUUUGCAUGAUCUUAAAUGGAAAGAUUCUUUUCUCUAUCACCAUAUGUGGAAAUCACUGUCUUGUAGUGGGGUUUUUCUCUGUGCUUUGAACUGUGGCAGCUGUGACAGACAGUAAAAUCUUGACUAUAAAGGUGAAAUGCAGGGACAAAAUGCAUGUUUUUGAUUUGAACUAUAAUAUGCUUGAUGUUGAAGCAUAAAGGUAAUUUGUUAACUAGUAAAAUUAACAUAAAAGCAUUUUAUUUUUGUAAUACAUUUGACCAGUUAAGCAUCUGUAAUGGGAUUUGUGAUGAAAAAGACUAGUCCUAAUUAAAAUUGAAUAAAAAUAAU